Synchiropus splendidus (mandarinfish) is the source of this 6071-nucleotide messenger RNA. Its product is annotated as misshapen-like kinase 1. Lineage: Eukaryota; Metazoa; Chordata; Actinopteri; Syngnathiformes; Callionymidae. The record is from RefSeq and is a predicted model, not a curated record. The coding region runs from base 94 to 3855 and encodes 1253 amino acids. Gene Ontology annotation, molecular function: ATP binding; protein kinase activity. The transcript has 33 exons. Gene Ontology annotation, biological process: protein phosphorylation.
AAUGAACUCGAGGGGGAACGAGCCCGUUACUUUCGUCCAUGGAGACGAACUAAAUCUCUAACUUACUAGCGGGUGACAACAUUCACGCCAGCGAUGUCGAGGGAAUACACGACACAAAGUUUGGACAGCAUUGACCUCGCGGCUCUGCGAGAUCCAGCAGGAAUCUUUGAGUUGGUGGAGGUGGUGGGAAAUGGAACCUACGGGCAGGUGUACAAGGGUUGUCAUGUCAAGACUGGUCAAAUGGCAGCUAUCAAGGUCAUGGAAGUCACCGAGGAGGAAGAAGAAGAGAUCAAGCUGGAGAUCAACAUGCUUAAGAGUUACUCUCACCACAGGAACAUUGCUACUUAUUAUGGAGCAUUUGUCAAGAAAAGUCCUGCUGGACGGGACCACCAGCUCUGGUUGGUGAUGGAGUACUGCGGAGCUGGCUCUGUGACAGACCUUGUAAAGAAGACGAAGGGGAACUGCCUGAAAGAGGACUGGAUCUCAUACAUUUGCCGGGAAGUUCUGAGGGGUCUUUCCCAUCUUCACUCCCACCAUGUGAUCCACAGAGACAUUAAGGGACAGAAUGUUUUGCUCACAGAGAAUGCUGAAGUCAAACUGGUUGAUUUUGGAGUUUCGGCCCAGCUAGACAAGACAGUUGGUCGGAGGAACACUUUCAUCGGUACUCCUUAUUGGAUGGCUCCGGAGGUCAUCGCUUGUGAUGAGAACACUGAGGCAACCUAUGACUACAGGAGUGACCUGUGGUCUUUGGGCAUCACCGCAUUAGAAAUGGCAGAAGGUGCCCCCCCUCUGUGUGACAUGCAUCCCAUGAGAGCGCUGUUUUUGAUUCCACGGAACCCUCCGCCAAAGCUGAAAUCCAAGAAGUGGUCCAAGCGUUUCCUGUCUUUUGUCGAUAGCUGCUUAGUCAAAAACCACCUGCACCGCCCCACCACUGAUGCCCUAUUGAGGCACGCCUUCAUUCGGGAUUUGGCCAAUGAGAGACACGUACGCAUCAUGCUCAAGGAUCAUCUGGACAGAACAAAGAAGAAGAGAGAAAAAGAGGGUCCUGAGUAUGAGUACAGUGGCAGUGAGGAAGAAGAUGACGUUGUGGAAGAGGAAGGAGAACCAAGCUCCAUCAUGAACGUUCCUGGCGAGUGGACAUUACGGAGAGAGUUUCUGCGCUUGCAGACUAAGGACCGUGAUGGUGGCAAAAUGGGUGCGCAGAUAGAAGCUGAACAAAGAUCUCAGAUGCAACAACACCGGCAGCAGCUGGUCGAGCAGGAGCAUUAUAAGCUGCAGUUACUGGCUGAGAGACAGAAGAGAAUCCAGCAGCAACACGAGCAGCGGCAGAAGUUAGAGGAUCUAAAGAGGGGACAGUUCUCAGACUGUGCCUUCCAAUGGGCGGAGCUGCAAGAUGUAAUGCUUGUGGAUGAGUCUGAUCUCCGUGGCAACAACUUCCUACUGGAUAACGAGAGACAGGAGUUGACCCGGAGGCAGCGGAUGGCUGAAGGACCUAUGUCUGUGGAGCAGAGAUCUGUGCCUCCAAGCCAGCAGCUUCAGCAUAAAUCCAGACCCCCUCAGACUCAAGGUCAACAAGCAGCCAGGUCUCAGGCUGCAGGCCAGCAACCUUCUGCAACCAGGAGGUCCCACCGCACCCUGCCCAAAGACCAGACCCAGCUUCUAUCUCUGCAGCACGACCACAGGCACCGGGAGAGAGAGAAGGACCGUGAAAGGCAAAGACAGGGAGGAAAGGUCGCAGCAGCUGCUCAGAAGUUGCCAGUUAACACCGAGACCACCACCAACCCCUCUGCUGCUUCUGCUACUGCUCCUGUUGCUGCUUCAUUAGCUAGCUACCCUGCCAAAUGCCAGAACACAGCGACGGAUUUUCUGGAGGCAAAUCUGGCGAGGAUGCUUGUAGCUAAUGGUCUGCCCAGCAAGGUGCAGUCGAGGAUGGGGUCAGGAAGCAGCUCCAGCCCUUGUACACCAGCCAUGCAGAGAGCACACUUUGAGCAGAAUCUGAAUUCCAGUCGAAAUGUUCCACACAGCAGCUCCAUGUCAGACAUGGCCUUCUCCCUUCUAAGCCCUUUUUCACCCACCACUGACAAUGUCUUCUGGGACUCUGAAGAGCCACCCAAGGUUCCAGAACGCACUACCUCUAAGUUCCACUGUCAGGAGCCAGCGAGGGGACACAAGAGAGUGGCUUCCAGUGGCGGUCCAGCGUCUGUUGCGUACCAAAGUGAGAGAUCCCUUUCACAAGGAGGGUCCCCUGCCUGCAGUAACCACCCAGGUUAUUUCAAGAUACAGAGUCCACGUUUGCAGCCUUGCAAACCACAGCAAAGGGGGAUACAAAACGACGUGAGACGGACGCAGGGCGUCAGUCGCUUCAACAGAGCUCCAGAAUAUUCCUCCUCAAGCGACGAGGUGGGCAGCAGUGACGACGACGAGAGGAACAGGCCUGAUCUAUCCAAUGCAAAGAGGCAGUACUCCAGACCAAUGCCAGAUGGCAUUGUGCUUCAACCUCAUCGCAACCUUAACCAGCUUUCACAUUUGGGAUCGGAUGAAACCUACCUUCUACCAGACCUGCUGCAGAAAAGCUUCUCUUCCAGUUCAACCCAGAACAUUUUUGGACACCUGCAGAAAGCCAAAGACUUUAGUUACUCACAAUCUCCAACAGCACCACGAUCCCCGACUCACCAGGAGCUGCAGGCGGUCACCAGUCCUGGCACCAAAAACACCUCUUCCUCCUCCUCCUUCCUGUCUUUCAUAGAUCCAAGGUUGAUCCCGAUAUCCUCGCCGCCACAGAGUCCUUGUGACAAAGAUGAGCCGGUGAAAAGAGAGAACCACAGGAAAGGCUCGGUGGUCAAUGUCAAUCCUACUAACAUUCGACCGCAAAGUGACACUCCUGAGAUUCGCAAAUAUAAGAAGAAAUUUAACGCAGAGAUUCUCUGCGCUGGACUUUGGGGUGUGAAUCUGCUGGUGGGCACAGAGAACGGACUGUGGCUGCUGGACCGGAGUGGGCAGGGGAAGGUUUACCCUCUUAUCAGCCGACGUAGGUUUCAGCAGAUGGAUGUUUUGGAGGGACUCAAUGUGCUCAUCACUGUAUCAGGUAAAAAGAACAAGCUCCGUCUGUACUACCUCUCCUGGCUGAGGAACAAAAUCCUCCGCAAUGACCCAGAAGUGGAGAAGAGACUGGGGUGGACGUCUGUGGGAGACCUGGAGGGCUGUGUGCACUACAAAGUUGUGCGCUAUGAGAAAAUAAAAUUUGUGGUGAUUGCUCUGAAAAAUGCAGUGGAGGUGUAUGCCUGGGCCCCCAAGCCCUACCACAAGUUCAUGGCCUUCAAGUCCUUCAGGUCUCUACCCCACAAACCUCUGUCGGUUGAUCUCACAGUGGAGGAGGGACAGAGGUUAAAGGUCAUCUAUGGCUCUCUCUAUGGCUUCCAUGCCAUAGACGUUGACUCGGGAACUCCUUAUGACCUGUACCUGCCAACACACAUUCAGGGAACCAUCCAUCCUCAUGCCAUCAUCAUCCUGCCAAACAGCUCCGGGACAGAGGUGCUGGUUUGUUACGAAGAUGAGGGUGUCUACAUUGACACCUACGGUCGGAUCACCAAGGACACUGUGUUGCAGUGGGGAGAGAUGCCAGCAUCUGUCGCCUACCUCCAGUCCAACCAGGUGAUGGGUUGGGGAGAAAAGGCCAUUGAGCUUCGUUCUGCCAACACUGGAAAUCUGGAGGGAGUCUUCAUGCACAAAAAGGCUCAGAAACUCAAGUUUCUGUGUGAAAGGAAUGACAAGGUCUUCUUUGCUUCGGUUCAGUCUGGAGGCAGCAGUCAGAUCUACUUCAUGACUCUUGGACAGAACUCUGUGUUCAGCUGGUGACGACUGGACCCGUCCGUUCUGGCAUCUUCUGGCUCGGAUGUUGUCGCACAAACAUUCCAGUGAAACACUGACGUUUGGACCUCCGCUGCAGCAGCUCUCAUACAUACUGACCUGUGAGCCAGAGGGAGGUCCAACAUCGAGUGGACGUGAAAGGAGUGAAAUCUGGGUCUUGUUUAAUACUUGAUGGACUGAAUGAUCUGCUUUCCUCAUCCACAUUUGGAAACAUUUCAACAAACUGAAAAUGACCCACAAAUAUCUUUGAGCACGUUUCUCUGCCCGUAUGGUGAAAGAGGUGAGCUCCACGUCCCUGAAUCAGGGACGUGCAGAGGGAGGCUGAAAACUGGGGAGUCAGAGUGACAUAAAUGUGAACCAACUGCUGUAUUUUCACUACGUCUCACUACAGCCCUAGUAAACCAAUGUGUUUUCAAUGUGGAGCUCAGCAGCCAUGAUGAACCUGCAGCUGCUACAUUUCAUUUCGUACAACCUUUACUUAAACUAAUGUUGUUUUUUGAUGCUUUUGGACAAAUACAUUUCAGCUUAAGCCCCUGUUAGGUUUAAGGUGAUUAGGAGGAAACAUCUGAAGUUUUGAGUCCAAGUGAGCAGCAGCUCAGUGACAUAAUGGACCUGUGCUUGGAGCAGGGUUUUUUCUUCUGUGCUACAGUGGCAAAUGGAAGACAGUUGAGAUGAAAAGUUACUGGAGAGAUUCAUAGUCCCCAGUUAAAUUAUUAUUAAGAGUGAGCUUUUCUCAUGGCAUUUACGACUUGUGACAAUGUCAUCCACUCUGAAAUCAUACAUCGUAGUACACUGUACUAUGAAGGCUUUUGAAGAACACGUUUGCAUUUGAAAGUCGCAAUGAAACACCUAUACAUAACAUUUUGCAAAACAGUGCACUGUCCAAUGAGAUUCACAGCCCUUUCUUGAUGCUUUCCUUUCAUGCAUUUGAAUGCGGAAAAAGAAAGACUUCACUUGAAUCUUACAUAAAGGUGAUUAAGAGACCGAUGUGUGUCUACUUUUCACGCCCCACACAAAUGUCACGGCAACCCCACACGAUAGAGAGAAAUGGAACAUUGUGUGAGUAAAUUUAUCUGAGUACAUUUCAAUAUCAAUUCAUAUUUUAAAAUUCAAUGACACCUGAAUAAAACAAGGUCCAAUGCCUUGUGAUGGCACGAAAGAAAAUCAAAACCCAGAAAGUGGGAAGGGAAAUUGUUGAUGUGAAAACAAAGUAAUAUCUCUGAGUGGAAAUAUUGGUGUGUUCCGUAUCUGGUGGGAAGAGAAAGUCUCAGAAUGAAGAGACUUCCAUGGACAUGUAUUUACGUUCCUCAUUUUUUUUUUUCAUCCCUCAAUUUGUAGCAAAGUGGGUGGUAUUCACUUGGUAUAGGUCGUGUAUCAGAGAAAAUGAGGGGACAAUAACAAACAAGAACUCUCAUGACACAGUGUCAACACCUGCAGAGUACAGUAGAUGGUGUGUUGCCAUUGUCACUGUGGACAGGACAUGCAGAUGCUAUGGUUUGAUGCAUUGGUGCGACUGUGGUGGAUUGAUUAGAUUGGUUUGCACCCCUUGUGGGAAAAGAAGUGGAUGAGGAUCAGCGCCUGUUUAGUAUGAAGCCAUGCUGGUGAGCAGGAAACUAAUGAAGGUUAAACUCCAAGUCAGGAGCAUAUCAGUGCCUCAGAGUGAAACAGGCAACAAAGCGUCAUCAGUUGAAAGCAGAGGCUGGAAGCCUGGAAAUCCUUAAUGUAACUGUUACAACCGGCUGUUCUAUCUAUUGAUUUGAUGUGUUCUAAUGUGAAUGGCAGAACUGUAUUUUUGUCUUAAGGAAAGGCUCAUGGUUCCAAACCUGGUCCAACUUUAAGGUGGUCACUGACAUUAAAACGGAACUUAGAUUGACGUUUUAUGAGGUCAGCGUGAGACCAACAUCUGACCACACUUCACCGCUCAAUUAUUGUUGCUUCUCUGCAAUUAAGACAAUGUAUCAACUUUAAUAGAAAUGUAUUGUUGUUCAUAUUGCUCAUGUAAUGCAGCUGGCCCUGUGAGAAUAUUUGAACUGGACAGUUUUUUUGUGUGUCUUUUCUGUCACCAUGUCAGACCUCAUAGAAGCAUGUGCCUACACAAUGAUGUUUCAGGGAACAUCUGAGUACAAAAAAAAAAAAAAAAAAAAGAAAUACAAGCUUUAUUACCAGUUAACCAGUUUGUUAUGAGGGAGGGUGAGUGAGUGAGU